Molecule: messenger RNA, 766 nt
Organism: Puccinia graminis f. sp. tritici CRL 75-36-700-3
Lineage: Eukaryota; Fungi; Basidiomycota; Pucciniomycetes; Pucciniales; Pucciniaceae
Exons: 5
Coding region: 53-766 (237 amino acids)
Source: RefSeq, a predicted model, not a curated record
ACCAAACACAUUUUUAAGAGCUGAACUGGAUUGCCAAACUUAAUAGUUGGGAAUGUCUCAUCGAGGUUUCUUAUUCCUGGGAGUAGUUGGGACUUCUUCUCUUAUGCUUACCGUCACUUCGGCUCCAUCCUUUUGGCAUCCUUCAAAUCUCCUUCAAGACUCAGCAAACUUGCAUUCUUCAAAUGCCCUUCAAGACUCGUCAAACUUAGUAUACGGUCAUGUAGAGUUAGGGGACCCAUUCAUGAGCGAGCAUUAUCCCGAUACUAUAGGCGCAAAUGACUUUAUGGAUCCAUCCACUUAUCACUUCCUCAACAACAAUCACGGCCUACAGGAUUGGCAGGCUGAAACGGCUAUGGGAUGGAAUUCCGGUCACUACUAUGACGACGAACAUGUCUUCCCGUUAACCACAUCCAUGGAUCAGCGAUGGCACCAUCCUCCACACCUAGAAUCCUACCUGAAUCAGCCAAUCCAAGAUGGCUUGGAAACUCCAGGGGUGAGAGGAACCGGUUUGAUAGAUCAUCAACCUCUAUACCCGGGAAAUCUAUAUAACAACAUCCCAGGUGCUGUUCAGCUGAAAGAGACCUAUACCUGGCCAACUGCAGAUAUUCAAACAAAGGGUGACAUGGGUCAAGUGCACCCUUAUGAUAUGAUGCACACUGGCCAGCCUCUGUUGUGGAGUAUGACAGAGAUUGAACCACCUCUUAAGAUAGGCUCAUUUACAAGGGAGUCAUUUACACCAAUCAAUUGUGGAAUGGCCAGCUACUAG